AUGGCUUACAGCAAACGCUCAAUCGUCACUGUCCUCAGCAUUAUUUACCUCGUAGCUCUUGCAGUCGUGGCAUGCUACGCCCACUACUGGAAACAGCUCCUCUCCGUCCCGGUUCCAGGCAUUCUCAGCGGCUUGGUCAUCAUUCUUCCAGCGCUUCACGGCAUCUGCCUAGAGCGCCUCACCCGGCUUACCCAACCUGAAUUUUCGCUGACGCUGGCAUCGCCCCCGAUUGGCGCACGCAAUGCGCGUCACCACCAUAUUACCAUGCUUACUCUCUUGGCACUAACCAUUUUUACCACCGUCUUGGCAACCAUGGCGGGCACCCAUUUGGCACCUGCAGAUGGUCUGACCUGCGGGUUGGACAAGAAAUGGCUCAAACUAUUCCGGAAUACCCAGGGCCCUGAGAUACGCAGGAUACAGGACACGUUCAAUUGCUGCGGACUCCAUAGCAUCGAUGACAUGGCAUGGCCUUUUGCAAAGCACGAAGCUGGUAGGACGGUGCCCAGUACGUGCUGGAGAACUUAUAAGCGGGAAAAAUCCUGCUUUGGGGCUUGGAGGGAGCAGGAACAGAUUAUUUCCGUGCUGAUCAUCGUCGUCUGCGGGGGUGUUUGGCUCUGGGAUAUGAUCAUCCUCUACAUGCCCGGUCGACGCCCAUCGUGGCUGACGCGCGUUGCGAAUGGUACCAAAUCGAAUGGUCAUGUCGGUGCCAACGGACACGCCCAGCGUGGUGUAGAGUACAUUGACACGGAAAACGGCGGUUACCAUGAUACGCCCAUCAUUCGUGUUGAAGAUGCUAAUGCUGACGCUGAGGUGGAGUCGGAGCAUUCACUCCGGUCAAACGCAGGAAGCGUGCAAAGAGCUAUCGAGGCUCGUUUGGGUAUAGACGGUGAGCGUGAUGAGCAUCACACAUUGGUCCCGUCUUCCCAGUCAAAUCUUGAAGAGAACGAAUGGAUAAGGUCCUAG
Lasiodiplodia theobromae is the source of this 963-nucleotide messenger RNA. RefSeq names its product Tetraspanin tsp3. The coding region runs from base 1 to 963 and encodes 320 amino acids. The transcript is spliced from 4 exons. NCBI's taxonomy places the organism in Eukaryota, Fungi, Ascomycota, Dothideomycetes, Botryosphaeriales, Botryosphaeriaceae. Gene Ontology annotation, cellular component: membrane. The record is from RefSeq and is a predicted model, not a curated record.